ACUUUGGUCAAAUAUUUUAUGUCGAACAGGGAUAUGGGUAGCAAACGCGAUUGUCGUGUUUACAUCGGUAAUCUACCACCAGAUAUUAGGCAACGAGAUUUGGAGGAUCUUUUUUAUAAAUAUGGUCAUAUUAAUUUUAUCGAUGUUAAAUUGACUCGUGGUGCACCAUUUGCUUUUAUUGAAUUUGAUGAUCCACGCGAUGCAAGAGAUGCGAUACGUGGUCGUGAUGGAUACGAGAUGGAUGGAUGUCGCAUUAGAGUUGAAUUAACGAGAGGUGUUGGACCACGUGGGCCAGGUGGCCGUCCAUUAUACGGCCGCGAUGAUCGUGAUCGUGAUCGUCGCCCACCACCCCGUGGACCACCAAUGCGAAGGAGUGGUCAUCGUGUCGUCGUGUCUGGACUCCCCCCAACGGGUUCUUGGCAGGAUCUGAAGGAUCAUAUGAGAGAAGCAGGUGAUAUAUGUUAUGCUGAUGUUUUCAAAGAUGGGACUGGUGUCGUUGAAUAUACUCGCUAUGAAGAUAUGAAAUAUGCUAUAAAAAAACUUGAUGAUACUAAGUUCAAAUCACACGAGGGUGAUACAUCGUACAUCAGAGUAAGAGAAGCAAAUUCACGUAGCCGUUCCCGAUCAAAAACUCGCAGCAGAUCACGAUCGCCGCAUUAUGGAUCUCCUCGUUACAGCCCUAGACGAUCAGCAUCCCACACGCCUUCGGACAAGCGUUCUGCUUCGCCUCCACAUUCAUCUCACUCUCAAUCUCCAGCAUAA
Dracunculus medinensis (Guinea worm) is the source of this 762-nucleotide messenger RNA. NCBI's taxonomy places the organism in Eukaryota, Metazoa, Nematoda, Chromadorea, Rhabditida, Dracunculidae. The record is from the annotation of a GenBank genome assembly.